AAAUCAAAAUGGAAAGAUAUCUCACAUUUGGCCAUGCUCUUAACAACUCCGUUGUUAAGUUUGAAACGUAAAGGGUAUCCCGUUGAUCGUAUACUGGCAAGUUACAAAAUACCAGUUCGCGUUGCUGAUAAAUACGAACCGCCGAAAUCCUCAGCGCGAUUAGUAGAAAAAACUAGCUCCUCGAAUUCGCCCCUGGAAAUUGAAAAACUCGUUAAACAACUGCAAGACACGUACCCAGAUUGUGAUCCAGCUUUCAUUCAUCAACUUCUCGUCAAAGAAAAAUUUGAUAUGAAUAAAGUAGCUAACAAUUUAGCCGAUACCAAUUAUCCAAAAAUUUCGAAAACUCCUCUUCAUGGUUCUAACAACAACGAUGGUGAUGAUGGGUCAAAGAAUAAUGGAUGGAAUUUACUUGAAAAGAUGAAAUCUAUUUCAAACUAUGUUACCUCACCGAACGGUGUUAGCGGUCAGGUUCCUGUUCAACCUCAACAGGUUGUUGAAUCAAAAUCUUCGGUCGGUGAAUUACCGCCCAUUACCAAACCAAUUGAAGUUAAUCCUAGGACCACCAAAAAUCUGCACAAUGCGCUUCGUGAAGCUGUCAAAUCAAGCCGUUCAAAUUCGGGAAGUGUCAUCGAUAGUCAGGCAACGGUGAAAGUUGUUACUGAAAGUCAGACAAGUUAUUGUGACGUUUUGCCAGGUCAUUCGCUUAUCUACAUUGGCAUAAACAACGAAAUUGAGCUAUACAUCGCUAAAGGCUUAGAUCCAUCUGAAAUUACUAGCGGGGCAAGGUCCAAGUCCUUAACUCGAUUUGUUAAUAUUCUCAGGGAUCUUUGUGAGGUGUUUGAACUUCAACCGAAGGCAGUUCAUAUCUUCUAUGAUAACAACUCGAAUUCAAUUGCUUUCAACCGGGGAAGAGCUUUAUUCUUCAACUUUAGAUUUUACCUUGGGUUACACAACGAUGAGGAUAGCGACGUUACAUCCAGCGAAACUUUGACCUAUUGGUACAUGACGUUUUGCCACGAGCUAGCGCAUAACUUUAUUGCACCACAUAAUUCGGAACAUGAAUACUACUUUUCUUCCUUCGCCGAGUCUUAUAUGACAAAUUUUCUAAUUAAAAUGAAAAAACUUGGGAUUAUUUAA
Acaulospora morrowiae is the source of this 1137-nucleotide messenger RNA. NCBI's taxonomy places the organism in Eukaryota, Fungi, Glomeromycota, Glomeromycetes, Diversisporales, Acaulosporaceae. The record is from the annotation of a GenBank genome assembly.